This is a messenger RNA of Solea senegalensis (Senegalese sole), 3790 nucleotides long. RefSeq names its product 6-phosphofructo-2-kinase/fructose-2,6-bisphosphatase-like. Gene Ontology annotation, biological process: fructose 2,6-bisphosphate metabolic process; fructose metabolic process. Gene Ontology annotation, molecular function: ATP binding; fructose-2,6-bisphosphate 2-phosphatase activity; 6-phosphofructo-2-kinase activity. Gene Ontology annotation, cellular component: cytosol; 6-phosphofructo-2-kinase/fructose-2,6-biphosphatase complex. The record is from RefSeq and is a predicted model, not a curated record. The coding region runs from base 411 to 1796 and encodes 461 amino acids. NCBI's taxonomy places the organism in Eukaryota, Metazoa, Chordata, Actinopteri, Pleuronectiformes, Soleidae. The transcript is spliced from 14 exons.
GACGGCGGCACGCACGCGCGCACGCAAAUAUGCAUGCAGAAUGAAGCCGUGUGCGCGUGCGUUACCUCGUGGCACUGUGAUUGAUACAUUUCCCCCCCGCUCCUCCCUCUCUCUCUCUCGCUCUCAUACACACCCAUGCACGCACACACUUAUAUAACAGCCGUGAGAAUUCUGGGAACGUGCCCACAUAUGUUCAGAGAGCGAGAGAGGGGUGGCGCGUGGUGAAACUCGGCCCUCGUGGUCAGACUGCAGUGACGUCAGAAGGUGACUGUAGUGACGUAAGUGGGUAAGAGUAGCGCGCGCUCACUCCCGGAGCAGCCAUUGAUUUGAUAUUGAACAGAGACAGAAACAAAGUCACGUGACUCCAGAGUCUGAAGACAGUCAUUAUCGUCACUAUAAUAAUAACAAUAAUGGAGAAUAAAGAGACCGCGCGAGCACCGAGAGUGAGGCGCGUGCGCUGUGAGAGCAGCAGAGCGUCGGUGCCUCAGUUCACUAACUCACCCACCAUGAUCGUGAUGGUCGGUCUCCCAGCGCGAGGGAAGACCUACAUCUCUAAGAAGCUAACCAGAUACCUGAACUGGAUCGGAGUCACAACCAAAGUGUUCAACGUGGGUCAGUAUCGCAGAGACGCGACACAAGUGUACAACAGCUACGAGUUCUUCAGACCCGACAACAUGGAGGCCAUGAAGAUUCGGAAAGCGUGUGCGCUCACCGCACUCAAAGACGUGUGUGAUUACUUCACCAGAGAGCGGGGACAGGUCGCGGUUUUCGAUGCGACCAACACGACCCCCGAUCGCAGAGAGGUCAUUCGCAAUUUUGCCAAAGAAAAUGGUUACAAGGUUUUCUUUGUGGAGUCAUUGUGUGACGAUCCAGAAAUCAUCGCUGAGAAUAUUAAACAAGUGAAGCUGAGUAGUCCAGACUACAUAGACUGCGACAAAGACGAGGCCGUGGAUGACUUCCUGAAGAGGAUCGAAUGUUACAAGUUGACGUACGUCCCUCUGGACGACGACAACGACAGGCACCUGUCCUACAUUAAGAUCAUUAAUGUGGGCAGUCGGUACCUGGUGAACCGGAUCCAGGACCACAUCCAGAGCAGAAUCGUUUACUACCUCAUGAACAUCCACGUCACGCCCAGAUCCAUCUACCUGUGUCGCCACGGAGAGAGCGAGCUCAACCUCGUGGGCCGAAUCGGAGGAGACUCUGGACUGUCCACACGUGGGGCCAAGUAUGCCAGCGCACUGGGCUCAUACAUGCGUGGACAGAGCAUCAGAGACCUGAAGGUGUGGACGAGUCACAUGAAGAGAACCAUCCAGACUGCAGAGGCUCUGGGAGUCCAGUACGAACAGUGGAAGGCCCUCAAUGAGAUCGACGCUGGUGUGUGUGAGGAAAUGUCCUACGAGGAGAUCCAGGAGAAUUACCCAGAAGAGUUUGCUCUAAGGGACCAGGACAAAUAUCGAUACCGUUACCCCAAAGGAGAGUCUUACGAGGACCUGGUCCAGCGUCUGGAGCCCGUCAUCAUGGAGCUGGAGCGGCAGGAGAACGUCUUGGUCAUCUGUCACCAGGCUGUUAUGAGAUGUUUACUCGCCUACUUCCUGGACAAGAGUGCAGGUGAGCUUCCAUACCUGAAGUGUCCUCUGCACACGGUCCUGAAACUCACCCCAGUCGCCUAUGGUUGUAAAGUGGAGUCUGUUUUCCUCAACAUUGAAGCUGUGAAUACACACAGAGACAAACCAGUGAAUGUGGACGUGGACAGAGACACAGCGGAGGCUUUAGGGACGGUGCCCGAUCACAUCUAGAUGAGGAGGAGGCGGAGUCAGGUUCUAAUGAUCCAACCUGAUGGGAAAAGAGUGGCCUUUUAAGAAAAGAAAAAAAAAAAAAUCAUCAUCACUAUUAUUGUUACUAUAAUUAUUGUGGUGGUGGAAAGUUCCUUCUGUAGCAGCCUGUUUAAAUUGUAAAUGCACUUUAUGAUGCAGCGCACAGAGGUCACACGCUGUCAGUUAGCCUAGCAUAGCAUUAGAAAAUAAAUGAAAGUAGCCAGACUUUGUUUAAAGGCAAUAACAUUUUUAGAAGCUCAUCCAAAAACAACCAGAGUUUGUGUAAACAUCCAAAAAAGAAAAACGUUUUGAACACGUCGUCUGUCAUUCAACCGUUUAAGUCUUGAAAGCGUGGUUUCCAUGGUUACUAGGGAGCUAUGACUCCAGCUACGACGUGUGGCUAACGCAAGGAAUGUAAAUUUGAAACGUAUUAUGUAAAUUAGAAAAUAAUUAGAAUAUUUAAUUAACAUCUGCUGAGAAGUUUAUGUCAUUGGGGUCGGCCAUUUUAAAAAUUGUAAUUUUUGUUUUUAUUUUCCACUCAAAAUGUUGUGAAUUACAAUUUAAAUCGACUGUCCUGGAAAAACACCUAAGCCAAAAGCGCUAACAGUAGCUAAAUCCGUAGGACCACAAACUAGCUUUUUUGGUAAACUGACCACAGUUAGACUAAGCUAAGCUAACUAGCUGUAAAUUUAGCACGUGAAUGUAUUAAUCUGUCUUGAACAUGAACCAGUUAGCGUAGUUGGUAUUUUAACUUCCCGAUACCAUGACGUGCCUCACGCCAAAAUUAGCAUCUGAGGUCAAUAUUAUAUACAUAUAAUAUUUAGACUUCCUGUGUCAACAACAAGAUCUAAAAGUUUUCUGUUUUUAAUGUGCACAUCUUUAAUUUUAGUCAUUCACCUUUACUGUGCAGCUAAUCAAGCCCUUCAACAUAAAAGCCAUUGACUUCAGCUUUUUUUACUAGCUCCUGUCUAAGCUUUUUUUUGCCACGUGGCACUUACUAAUGACAUACACGUUUUUAUAUCUUUUCAUUUUAGUCGUUGUUUUACAACUAUCGCAGAAUAUUAGCGAUGACAUGAAGUAGUCGUGCAAAUCCUGUUUCCAGUAACGGAUCAAGUCGCGACUUCAAGAUUCAACCGUCGCUUUGUUGACAUUUUGUGGAGGAUUUCGGAUUCUUAAACACAAACUAGUCGCAUGUUCCGUUUGUUGUCAGAACUCAGGAAUUUUCCAACUCCGACAUUGGAUUCCAAGAUAGCUACCACAGUACAAACACUGCAACAGUGAACCAGUCGUGCACAUAGUACCAUUUGAUUUCUAUUCGCGAACAAUGUGACUACACUGUUUGAGUGAGCGUUGGUAGCAACAGGUAUCGCUAACAAUGGCUAGCCCAGAAUUAUACAUAGUUUUUUUUAAGACUCAAUGUAAAUGGAACAGCGUAGAAACAAAACCUUUAGUUUUUAUAGAAAUUACACCUCAUGUAGCUUAAAAUACCAAUUAACUAUGCAACAUACGUGUGUGGUCGCACGCGCAAUGUGUGAACAGUUGCACGUUUUUAAAAAUAGAAACAAAGGGAAACUGGUGCAAUAUUAAUAAUAAUAAUAAUUACUGUACAACACGUUAGUUCUUCCUUUAAGUUUGAUUAUAUUUAUAUGACUUUCAGACUGUGAAACGUCAGUGAUGUGUUUCCGAUCUCUGUUACGUAAAGUUCCGGACACUCUCCGGGUUACCUGAACACACCGUCACUGCUCCUGGUUAGUUGGUACCACGAGGUAGCGCCAUUGUCCACUCUGGUCCGAUUCUGAAAGAGGCGGAGUCAAGUUCAACAUCACCCGAGCAGACGACAGUGAAAGAUUGAAGUUUUCGUUAAAGCACUCACUUGAGUUGAAACCACAGUCACAGCAGAAGCAAAACAAACAUUCACAGACACAACAACUCUGUAAAUUACACAAAAAUAAACAUUAUACACAAACUUUAAACGU